Messenger RNA from Theileria parva strain Muguga, 752 nucleotides. It is a transcript of the gene snrpd3, whose product is annotated as Small nuclear ribonucleoprotein Sm D3 domain protein. Gene Ontology annotation, cellular component: U2 snRNP; pICln-Sm protein complex; spliceosomal tri-snRNP complex. The coding region runs from base 265 to 621 and encodes 118 amino acids. NCBI's taxonomy places the organism in Eukaryota, Apicomplexa, Aconoidasida, Piroplasmida, Theileriidae. The transcript is spliced from 3 exons. Gene Ontology annotation, molecular function: RNA binding. Gene Ontology annotation, biological process: spliceosomal snRNP assembly; RNA processing. The record is from RefSeq and is a predicted model, not a curated record.
GUUUUGUUAGAUCAUUUUGGUUUUCAAUCCCUUUCACCCCCAUCUGUAUUUGUAUUUAUUUAAAUAAUCGAUAUGUUUUCAAGUUUUAUUAUAAUUUAAUACUUCUGUAAAAAUAAUUUAUUUUAUUAUAUCUUGUUAUACGGAUUCCAACAUUUGUUAACCAGUAUACCUUAUUUAUCCUUCCACAUCUGUUUAUCCUCGAGUUUUAAUAGGUUUAAAUUAAUUUCAUUGAUUAAUAAUUCCAAUAACAUUGGGUCUUUUACAAUGAGUAUCGGAGCUCCUAUUAAGCUACUGUAUGAAGGCAUAGGCCAUGUCGUAACAGUUGAGCUUCAAAAUUCUAACUUAUAUCGCGGAACCCUAACAAAUGUCGAAGAUAAUAUGAACUGCUUGUUGGAAGGUGUAGUUAUGACCAUGAAAGAUGGGAGAACCAUAGCACUUGAGCAAGUGUACCUCAGAGGAGCACAGAUUCAGUUUAUGAUCUUCCCAGAUAUGCUCAGGCACGCUCCAAUGUUUAAGGGGAACCCUAAGGAUAAAUCGAAGCAAGGCGUACCACAGAUGGGAAUGCCUAUGAGGCCAGGAGUUCCGCCAAACGUCCCUAUGCCAGUAAUGGGUAAAAUGUAAACGACUUUUGUAUUCCUUAUCUUUCCAUAUUUGGUUUAAGAUUCCUAUAACGAAAUCAUUUAAUAUACUUCACCGUGAUUCUUCAAGGAUAACAAUCGCUCUAAAAUAAAAUAAUAUUUUUCACAUCCUAA